GCCGCCACAGCAGCAAUACGCCGGUUACUUUCCAUCUCCAAACUAUGCCUACCAGCAGCCCGCGCCGCCGCCUCAAGGCCCCGGGUAUGGUUACCAACAGCCCGGCCCGGCCUACGGCGGCUACCACCACCGGCCGCCCAGGGAUAUCAUCCCCCACAACCGGCCCCUAAUAACUUCGGGAGACCAAACAUGCCAACGGUAAACUCGAACUCGUACGUUCACGGGAACCACAGCGCCCCGCCGCCACCGCCGCCGACGACCCAACACUAUGGAUACCAACAACAAUUCGCGUUUCAAUACUCGCAGUGUACGGGGCGCCGGAAAGCCCUGUUGAUCGGUAUCAACUACUUCAACCAGCGCGGUCAGCUCCGGGGGUGUAUCAACGAUGUGAGGAACAUGUCGGCCUACCUCGUGGAGAACUUCGGCUACAAGCGCGAGGACAUGGUCAUCCUUACCGAUGACCAGCAAAACCCAAUGAGCCAGCCAACGAAGCAGAAUAUCCUGAGGGCCAUGCACUGGCUUGUCAAAGACGCCCGGCCAAACGACUCGCUAUUCUUCCACUACUCCGGUCACGGCGGGCAGACAAAAGACCUCGAUGGCGACGAGGAGGACGGGUAUGACGAGGUCAUUUACCCCGUCGACUUCCGGCACACCGGGCACAUCACCGACGACGAGAUGCACCGCAUCAUGGUGCGCCCCCUCCAAGCGGGCGUGCGCCUCACAGCCAUCUUCGACUCGUGUCACUCCGGCACAGCGCUCGACCUACCCUACAUUUACUCCACCCAGGGCAUCCUCAAGGAGCCCAACCUUGCCAAGGAGGCCGGUCAGGGUCUGCUCAGCGCCGUUUCUGCUUACAGCCGCGGCGAUCUUGGUGGCGUGGCCAACAACAUCAUGGGCUUCUUCAAGAAGGCCAGCAACAGCGAGGAUGCCUAUGCUAGGUCGAUGGCGGUCAAGACAUCGCCAGCGGACGUGGUUAUGUUUUCGGGCAGCAAAGACGAUCAGACCUCAGCUGAUGCGACCAUCGCCUCCCAGGCCACCGGCGCCAUGUCGUGGGCCUUCAUCACGGCGCUCAAGAAGAACCCGCAGCAGAGCUACGUCCAGCUGCUCAACAGCAUCCGCGACGAGCUGCAGACCCGCUAUACCCAGAAGCCCCAGCUCUCGUGCAGCCAUCCCCUCGGUAGGUUUCUUCCCGUCUUGCAUCCCACUGCAUCUCUGUCCUGAGAGUAUGUGGCUGACGCGGUUGGUGUCAUGGAUGGCUUUCAUGGGCAAUCAGACACCAAUGUCUUGUUUGUGAUGUGAUGUUUUGUAGGACAUACACUAUGUGGGGAGGCCGAUCGUUACCGUUUGCUUUGGUUGCAUUGACUCGGGAGUACGUAUCGAUAUUGGGAUU
Chaetomium fimeti is the source of this 1390-nucleotide messenger RNA. Its product is annotated as peptidase C14, caspase domain-containing protein. Lineage: Eukaryota; Fungi; Ascomycota; Sordariomycetes; Sordariales; Chaetomiaceae. The transcript is spliced from 6 exons. Bases 190 to 1221 code for a protein of 343 amino acids. Gene Ontology annotation, biological process: proteolysis. The record is from RefSeq and is a predicted model, not a curated record. Gene Ontology annotation, molecular function: cysteine-type endopeptidase activity.